Malus domestica (apple) is the source of this 655-nucleotide messenger RNA. Lineage: Eukaryota; Viridiplantae; Streptophyta; Magnoliopsida; Rosales; Rosaceae. The record is from RefSeq and is a predicted model, not a curated record.
UGCAUCGAUAUGGUAUAUUCAGCACAUUUUUGCCGGGGAAUGAAUUUUUUUCAGAGGAAUGAAGUUCCAGGCCGGUUGAACUGCAAAAGUGGAGGGUCAUCCUCAAUAUCAUUUACUGUGCCUUUAUUUCCUGAUCACAGAGGCUUAAAUAUCUUUGCUGUCUAUGAAAAUUAUAUUAAUUAUUCUGAAUCUGAAGUUGUCGACGAUUGUAUCUAUGAUCCAAUGACGAUUAAAGUAGGUAAUAAGAGCAAGGGUCUGAAGUGGAUCUAUGGCCCACUAUUCUAUGGUGUUCCAGAAAAGGGAGAAGAAAUGACAUGGUUGAGCCAUUGGAAAAUGGAGAAUCAGACAUUAGGAGGAGGAGAUGAAGUGGAGGUUUCGGUAAUUAUGAGACCGCAAAUUGGUUAUGAGGGUGAUGGAUUUCGGCUGAAGGACUUUGUUGUCAAGCUUGUGCAAGGGCAUCAAGAGAGUAAUAUUAACACCACUGCAGAUCCCUUUUAUCCAUGUGUUAUUGGUGGAAAUUUGUCUUUGUGGGAGUAUUUACCAGGAAUAUACUUCCUUUGCUCCCUCCAUCCAUUUUAUAGUGAAAAUCUACAUUUAUGUACGUUAUGAAGAGGGUGGAAGAACCUCAUUGGGGACUCUGAUGAAGGCGCAUAUA